CUCCCAUUGGCUGUCUGAGACGACAGUCACAUCGAUUGGCAGCACCUGACAAGUCUUUCUCCCGCAUGGUGGCGACAGAAACUCUAGCAGAUGUCACUGAUGUGGAGUGUGAAGGUUGUUGGCCUGGGAGUGGUGGCCCUCUCUCUCAGUCUGGAGCUGCUUGGCUGGGUCUUUGGUCGCUGCAGGCGCAGAAGAACCCUCAACAAGGUCCUCUUCUUCCCCUCAAAGGUGUCUUGUGUGGAGCACCUGUUUAGCGAAAAUUCUGCUUGCUCAUGUUUCUGUCCACUGCCACACGGUGUAGAGACGUCUUUCUCUUGUCUCCUCCGCCACAUCCUCUCUGCCUCCUCCUCACUGGACCUGUGUGUUUUUUCUUUUUCAAACAUGGAUAUGAGCAGAGCCGUGCUCCUGUUACACAGCAAGGGCGUAACUAUCCGAGUCCUUAGUGACAAGGACUAUUCUGCCAUCACAGGUUCACAAAUAGGAGUUCUUCGCAAGGCUGGCGUCUGCGUGCGAUGUGACGCUGGCUCUGUGCACAUGCACCACAAGUUUGCAGUGGUGGAUGGCCGCCUGCUCAUCACCGGCUCCCUCAACUGGACGCUGACAGCAGUGCAGAGCAACAUGGAGAACAUCAUCAUCACGGAGGAGGCAAAGUUGGUUCAACCCUUCAUCAAGGAGUUCAACCAGAUAUGGGCGCUUAAUGAUCCAGCCCUAUCCUAUAAGCGCUAAUAAGUGAUUAGCCGUGAUGUUUCACUGACAGAUGGAGAUGUGUGAGCAAAAUUUGUUUAUUCAGCUUACCCUGUAGAUCUUUUCUUGGUGUGUUUACUUUUAAGUUCACUGAGUCAAGUUCAUUUUAACUCGGUCAAGUUAAAAUGAUUUUGAGAAACUCUGAAGGGAAUUAGACUCAUUCAGUCAGCAUUUACUUUACAGUUUGUUGUGGAUUGUUUUAGUAUUUUUUUUUUUUUGUUGUCGCUGAAAAACAAUUCAGUUUAGGUAUUAACCAAUGGACUAGUUUACAGAUGGUGUUCCAGUAUUCUAAAACAAUGUUUUCACCAAUAAACUGAAUCCCUAUUGUUUCAAUAUAGAUAAAUAUAUGCUGUUGAUUUAACUACAAUUUUUUUUAUACUUUUAUACCAUGUCACACGUUUAAUUUUUUCUUAGCUCUUGGAUCUGACAAUCUAAGAGCUGAGGUUUUUUAUGUGAUAGCAUUCUGCUGUAUAUUUAAUACAACUGUGGAUACUAGUUGGUUUAUUGUUUUUAUGGAAACCUUCAUAUAUGUUCAGCACUGAGUUGCGCUGGCUGUAAAAAAUGUACGUUUAUUGUGUUUUGACUGGAGGCUCGGUGCAGCAGUCUUGCAUCAUUUUUCUACCAGGUGCAGUUGAUUUUUUUGCUGUCGCUGUAACGUGUUUUAUGUUGUUCCGAAUUGUUUGUGUGCACCAUUGCUCGUGGAUUUUCAAUGUGUAGAGGGGACCUUGUUUAAACAUGAAACAUUUGACUUUUCCUGA
Messenger RNA from Poecilia reticulata (guppy), 1502 nucleotides. RefSeq names its product phospholipase D family, member 6 (gene pld6). The record is from RefSeq and is a predicted model, not a curated record. Gene Ontology annotation, molecular function: RNA endonuclease activity producing 5'-phosphomonoesters, hydrolytic mechanism. NCBI's taxonomy places the organism in Eukaryota, Metazoa, Chordata, Actinopteri, Cyprinodontiformes, Poeciliidae. Gene Ontology annotation, biological process: piRNA processing. Gene Ontology annotation, cellular component: mitochondrion.